This is a messenger RNA of Zea mays, 1308 nucleotides long. Its product is annotated as 3-hydroxybutyryl-CoA dehydrogenase. Lineage: Eukaryota; Viridiplantae; Streptophyta; Magnoliopsida; Poales; Poaceae. Gene Ontology annotation, molecular function: oxidoreductase activity, acting on the CH-OH group of donors, NAD or NADP as acceptor; NAD+ binding. Bases 70 to 969 code for a protein of 299 amino acids. The transcript has 4 exons. Gene Ontology annotation, biological process: fatty acid metabolic process. The record is from RefSeq and is marked provisional.
CACUACCAUUACCAACCAGAGCGACAAGCCCGACCGCCCGCUUCCUUGCAAACGAAACAAAACAAAACAAUGGCGACAGCGAGUGAGAUCGCGGCGGUGGGCGUAAUAGGCGCGGGGCAGAUGGGCUCGGGCAUCGCCCAGCUCGCCGCCGCCGGAGGCUGUGCCGUACUUCUCCUCGACGCCGACCCCACUGCCCUCUCCCGUGCCGUCAUCUCCAUCUCCGCCUCCCUACGGCGCCUCGCCGCCAAGGGCCAGCUCUCCCAGGCCGCGUGCGAGGACUCAAUAAAGCGGAUAAGGUGCGUCUCCGCCGUGCAGGAUCUCAGGGACGCGGAUCUUGUGAUCGAGGCCGUCGUGGAGAACGAAGCUGUCAAGAAGAAGCUAUUCGUGGAGCUGGAUAAGGUCACGAAGCCCUCGGCCAUCCUCGCCUCCAACACGAGCUCCAUCUCCAUAACCCGCCUGGCUUCAGCUACCAAACGCCCCUCUCAGGUGAUAGGCAUGCACUUCUUCAACCCUCCUCCGGUAAUGAAACUGAUCGAGAUUAUCCGAGGAGCCGAUACGUCAGAUGAGGUGUUUGCUGCGGUCAGAUCUUUCUCCGAAAGACUCGGGAAGUCCGUUAUAUGCUCGCAAGAUUACCCAGGAUUCAUCGUGAACCGCAUCCUCAUGCCGAUGAUCAACGAGGCCUUCUGGGCUCUGUACACCGGAGUGGCAACCAAAGAGGACAUCGACGCAGGGAUGAAGCUGGGCACGAACCACCCGAUGGGCCCUCUGCAGCUCGCCGACUUCAUCGGCCUGGACGUCUGCCUCUCAGUACUUCGGGUACUCCACAGCGGCCUGGGAGAUAGCAAGUACAGCCCCUGCCCUCUCCUCGUUCAGUACGUCGAUGCUGGCCGGCUUGGGAAGAAGCGUGGAGUAGGCGUGUAUUCGUAUGGGCACAGGCCUUCGUCCGUCAGGCCGAAGUCGUCUCUGUAGGCGUGAGAGCAAACUGUUGGGCGAAUAAAACCAGGUGCGUGUUGCAAUUGCACGUCAGAGAAAAAGGGAGCACAGCCUAGUUCAGAGGUACUCAGUCGGACGCUUCAGGUCGUGUAGAUUCGUAAUGGCAGGGUUUGCUGCUCUAUGUAGAAAAGAUGGUUCAGUGUUUUUAAUCUGAUAAGUGGAAGUCAUGAAACAUUUCCGCAGUUUGCGUUCUGCUCGAGAGGGUGGGAGAAACAGAAAAGCUAUACUUCUUUUGUAUUGUAAUCCUCUGUAAACUACAAACAGACAGAUCUCACUCUCUGAACCGGUAAAGGAAACCAAUGAGUUUCUAUUGUG